Molecule: messenger RNA, 2461 nt
Organism: Prinia subflava (tawny-flanked prinia)
Lineage: Eukaryota; Metazoa; Chordata; Aves; Passeriformes; Cisticolidae
Gene: WARS1
Product: tryptophanyl-tRNA synthetase 1
Exons: 12
Coding region: 653-2074 (473 amino acids)
Biological process (GO): tryptophanyl-tRNA aminoacylation
Cellular component (GO): cytoplasm
Molecular function (GO): tryptophan-tRNA ligase activity; ATP binding
Source: RefSeq, a predicted model, not a curated record
ACCCCGGCGGGCGGACAGGGGCUGGUCGGUGCUCACUGCCGCCCCUGUGACCGGUGCGAGGCGCCGGGUGCGGAGGGUCUCUGCCGGGCACGUUUCCCCCUGAGACCGUCGAUGCUCUUUAGGGCUUUUCCCCCAUCCCCUGCGGGGCUGCCUCGCCUGAGAGCCAGGGGAAAGCGCCCUUUUCCCUGGGAAAGGCAGAGCGGGGUGUCCCGGUCACUGGAAAACGCAUCCCGGCGCGGGAAGGGCAGAGCUGGCGAGGGCUUUGCUGUGGCCGGGCAGGGCGUGGCGGGGAAUGCUGCAGGACGCCAGGGCUGGGGAACAGCGGCGGGCUGGGCGAUUCUGUGCACAGCCGUCCCUGCACAGGAGCUCUGCUCUUAUACAGCUGCGGUAUAGCAAAGACUGGUGAUGGGCUUUCUUCUGGUGACUCCUCAGUCUUUCAAUGGUCGUGUUAUCUGUCAUCCUGAGGAAUCGUCUUGGACUCCUUUAUUAUAAUUUCGUGUGUAAAUUGAUGCUUCCCGUGACUGGGAAGGAGGAAGAACAGUUUUCAGGAAUUUCUCUUUGUUGCUGCUGUUUUCAAUCUCCACCCAAAGAGCUGGAAGAGGAUAAAUUCAUUUGAGUUGUACCUAAGGAGAUAUUUGUGCAGUCUGGCAGAAUGGCCGACAGCCCAAACUGUGAUUUGAAGUCUCUGAGUCCUCUACAGCUGUUUGAAAGAGUGACUGAACAAGGAGAGAAAGUCAGAGCACUGAAAGCAGGAAAAGCACCAAAGGAUGAAAUUGAUGCAGCAGUGAGGAUGCUCUUAUCAUUAAAACAGUCAUAUAAAACAACAACAGGACAAGAUUAUCAGGCAGGCUUGCCUCCAAAAGAUCUUAUAAUGAUAAACAAUGGUACAACUAAAGAAGAGGAUGAGGAUUUAGUGGAUCCCUGGAACGUGCAGACAUCAAAUGCUAAAGGCGUGGAUUAUGACAAGCUCAUAGUUCGGUUUGGCAGCAGUAAAAUUGACACAGAUCUGAUUAAUCGAAUAGAAAGAGCUAUUGGGCAAAAACCUCACCACUUUCUACGUAGAGGAAUCUUUUUUUCCCACAGAGAUAUGGACCAAAUACUUGAUGCUUAUGAAAAUAAGAAGCCCUUUUAUCUUUAUACAGGCAGAGGGCCAUCAUCUCAGGCAAUGCACGUUGGUCAUCUCAUCCCAUUUUUGUUCACAAAGUGGCUGCAAGAAGUAUUUGAUGUUCCCUUGGUAAUACAGUUAACUGAUGAUGAGAAAUACCUUUGGAAGGACAUGACAGUUGAGAAGGCAUAUGAAUAUGCUAGAGAAAAUGCAAAAGACAUCAUUGCAUGUGGUUUUGACAUCAAUAAAACCUUUAUAUUUUCGGAUUUAGACUAUUUAGGGACAAGUGCUGGAUUCUACAAAAACAUUGUCAAAGUUCAGAAGCAUGUCACAUUUAACCAAGUGAAAGGAAUCUUUGGCUUUACAGACAGUGAUUGCAUUGGUAAGAUCAGCUUUCCUGCUAUCCAAGCUGCUCCAUCCUUCAGUUCAUCAUUUCCACAGAUAUUCAAUGGCAAGGAGAAUAUUCAAUGUCUUAUCCCAUGUGCUAUUGACCAGGAUCCUUAUUUUAGAAUGACCCGCGAUGUAGCACCGAGAAUCGGGCAGCCUAAACCAGCCUUACUCCACUCAGUCUUCUUCCCAGCCCUGCAAGGAGCACAGACCAAAAUGAGUGCUAGUGACCCAAACUCCUCCAUCUUCCUCACUGAUACACCCAAACAAAUCAAGACAAAGAUUAACAAGCACGCCUUCUCGGGAGGCAGGGACACCAUCGAGGAGCACAGGAAGUACGGAGGCAACUGUGACGUGGACGUGUCUUUUAUGUACCUCACCUUCUUCCUGGAAGAUGAUGACAGGCUCGAGCAGCUGAAGCAGGCCUACACCAGUGGGGAGCUGCUCACAGGAGAGCUGAAGAAGGUGCUUAUUGAAACAAUGCAGCCCUUGGUAGCAGCUCAUCAAGAAAGAAGGAAGCAGGUCACAGAUGAGAUUGUGAAGCAGUUCAUGACUCCAAGGAAGCUGGCUUUUGAAUUUUGAAUGAAUGUAUAUGUAACUUAGCACUUGAUAAUCCACAACCAAGUAACUGUUGUCUUCUGUUGUAUGUCAUCAUCCCUGGUUAUGUACAGCCUGUAAUCAGUGCUUUAUAAAUAAUGAGUAAAUUAUCAUGAACAGCAGAGUACAGAAAAAGUUUAAAAUAGGACUUGUAUCUAUUUAAAAUCAGACUAUGCAAGACAGAAUUGACCAGUCUUGCAGAAAAGCAUGUAUGUCAGCCCAACAUUGUAUUUUAAUGUAUUUCAUGUUGAAAAUAUAAAUAAAAUUUCCAUUUGAUGAUAAAGACUAACUUGGAAAUUGUUCUAAAUAUGUUGAUGAGAGGUCAUAUCUCAAAGUAAUAAAUAGUAGCUCCAUUUUCUUUUGUACAAUGUA